Messenger RNA from Scophthalmus maximus (turbot), 2228 nucleotides. RefSeq names its product cathepsin A-like. Gene Ontology annotation, molecular function: serine-type carboxypeptidase activity. The record is from RefSeq and is a predicted model, not a curated record. The coding region runs from base 99 to 1490 and encodes 463 amino acids. The transcript is spliced from 11 exons. Lineage: Eukaryota; Metazoa; Chordata; Actinopteri; Pleuronectiformes; Scophthalmidae. Gene Ontology annotation, biological process: proteolysis.
AUAUGAGCCAGACGCCUGCGCUUGUUGUCGCGGAGCUGCUGUGCUGUUCGCAGGAGGAACUCAACUGACGCGGUGUGUCGUCUGUCCCUGGUCAGAAGAUGUUCGGCGGUGGGCUGCUGGUGUGUGUGUUCGCCGUGCUGCUGCCCGGCUCCCGGGCGCAGUACGCCCCGGACGAGGUGACGCUUCUACCGGGUAUGAUGUUCCAACCCAACUAUCGACAGUGGUCCGGAUACCUGCAGGCGCGGCCCGGGACGUUCCUCCAUUACUGGUUCGUGACCUCCCAGAGAGACCCGGUCAAAGACCCUCUGGUGCUGUGGCUGAACGGAGGCCCAGGCUGCAGCUCGCUGGACGGAUUCCUGUCGGAGAAUGGACCAUUUCACGUGAACGACAACGGGGCCACGCUGUACGAGAACAAAUUCAGCUGGAACAAGAUUGCCAACUUGCUGUAUCUAGAAUCUCCUGCAGGAGUGGGAUUCUCCUACUCUGAUGACCACCAGUAUAAAACCAAUGACAGCCAGGUAGCCGAUGACAAUUACCAAGCCCUGCAGAGUUUCUUUGCCAAGUUCCCAAGUUUCACUCAAAAUGAAUUCUUCAUCUUUGGAGAAAGUUAUGGUGGAAUCUAUGCACCGACCCUCAGCCUGCACGUGGCUACAGGAACGGCCAAAAUCAACUUCAAGGGCUUCGCUGUGGGAAACGGUAUUACCAACUUUGAUCUCAACGACCAAUCUUUGAUCUACUUUGGUUACUACCAUGGCCUCUUUGGAGAAGACUUGUGGCAUGAUCUGAACAAAGAUUGCUGUGAGAAGGGUCGCUGUAACUUUUACGAAUCUCUAUCAGAGAACUGCAGGACACAAGUAACUGUGGCCUUUGACAUUGUGUAUGAAAGUGGACUUAAUGAGUACGCCCUCUACUUGGAUUGUGCGGGUCACAGCAGAUUCCACAGAGGGUAUGAGAGGACCAUGAGUCAUCUGUUUAAGAAGUACAGGAAACAUCCACAAACCCACAUAUUUUCAAACAGAGUGACUUCCUCCGUGUCCAUGGGUGAAGUCCCUCCCUGCAUCAACAGCACAGCACAGAUGAACUGGCUGAACAGGGGCGACGUGAGGAAAGCAUUACACAUCCCAGAUAAACUGCCUGCAUGGGACCUCUGCAGUGAUGAUGUUGGAGAUAAUUACACCACCCUGUACCCAACAAUGAAGGGGGUGUAUCAGAAGCUGCUCUCUCUGGGCCUACGGGCACUCAUCUACAACGGAGACACUGACAUGGCCUGCAACUUUCUGGGAGACCAGUGGUUUGUGGAGGACCUUGGUCUAGAGGCAACCACUAAGUAUCAGCACUGGAUUCAUGAAGCCCAGGUUGCUGGUUUCUACCAAAAGUUUGGGAACCUAACCUUCCUGACGGUCAAGGGUGCAGGUCACAUGGUUCCUCAGUGGGCUCCGGGUCCAGCUUUCCACAUGUUCCAGUCUUUCAUAACAAAUGGCUCCUACUGAGCCAGGAGGGAGAGACGACUUUAUGGUGAUACACCUGGGGCCUGUUUCAGAAACUCGAUGUUGAGAGAAAGUUGCUGCCGUAACUGACUCCGUGUCAAAGAGAUCUGCUCAUAGAAAAUGCUGGGUUCUCUUCUUCUCUGGGUUAAAAAACUGCACUCAUCACUUUUUAGAUGGUUCAUUGCUCUCAGGGAAGAUGCAUUUAAGAGGAAAAAUGACUUGGGACAAUUAUUCUCAUUUGCAGUAUUCGUGCAGUGUUUUUGACUUUUGAUGCUGACUCUUGAUGACUCUUCUGCGCAUCACGUUGUAUUGAUUCAAGUGACAAGUUUGAGUUUUGAGGGUGUUAACCUCUUCACUGGUGAACAUCACAGAAAUUAAAGGCCUUUUUCAAACACGGUCACUGUUGGAGGACUGAAACUACCCGCACAAAUUAACAAACCAAAAUCAAAUUGUAAAUGACUUUUUGUCUUCAGUCUGAUAUAUGUGAAUCACAAUUGCUCAGUUGGAUUGAGGUUAACGCACUGGUGUGGACAGUUAGUUUGGCCUUAUUGUCCUAAAACUGGAGAGAUGUGCUCGUCCAGAUAUACAACACUGCACUUUACAUGAUUAAAAUAAGAUAUACAAGCAGCGCCACAGUAAAAGGGAGGGAUUGAAGGUGAUUGUUUUCAACUGACAAUGUUCAAACUGUCUUGAUAAAAGCUAUAACUUAAUCUGUCUUAUUAAAUGUCAUUUCUGAACACA